AGAUGGAUAUAGGGACGACAGAUACGAGAGGUCGGGUCGAGAUGGCUACAGAGGUAGUAGGUAUGAAAGAGGAGAUCGGGACUGGGAACGACGAGAUGGAUCGCGCGGACGGUUUGAGCGCGGGGGAGAUGCGAGAGAGCAGCGCGACGAGUCGCGGGGGUGGUACAAACGAGGGGACCGACGCGAUGAGUCACGAGGGCGAUAUGACUCGCCGGAAUGAUUCGCGAGGGCGGUAUGAGCAAGGAGGGUCUGGAGGAGACCGGCGCAACGAUUCGCGCGGUCGGAAUGAGAGAGGCGGAUAUGGCGUUUCAUCAGAACCAUAUCCCAAGUCGCCUGACCCCAAGGCCGCCAGGAGUUCGAUCUCGAGAAGCGCAGACGACAGGCCAUCUACUCCCAGGAACUCAUGCGUCUACUGUAGAGGAGAAGAUCAUAUCAAGAGGGAUUGCCCGGACCUUAAACGGGCAAUAGAUGAGGGACUUGUCGUGCUUGAUGACCGCAAGUAUGUCAAGUGGGCAGAUGGUCUAGGAGAUGUAUCGAUGUUCCCUUCGAUGAAGGAGAAUGUCGAAGCGAGGAGAGUAAAGCCGAGUAAAGAAAAGGAGUCGGUCAGGAGCCAGAGCAUCAAGAUAACCUUUGAGGGGGAUAUGGCGACCACACCCAUAAGGGUGGCAGCCACCAAGUCGGCGAGAGGGUCUACAUCGAAGAAGACUGACACAGAUUACGUGAUGACGGACAAGGACGGGCAGUGGGUCGAUGGAGAGGAGGUUAUCCUUUCGCCGCGAAAGCAGGGAGUGAAGAAGUUCUUAAUGACGAGUUCGCUGGACGAGAUUGACACGGUCGAGACACUGAGGCGGGCCCUUCGGCAGCCCAUGCGGUGCUCUAUUCUGGAGUACCUGGCGGCAUCGAAGCCGGCUCGUGAUGAGUUACAGAUGAUCACGCGGAAGACUCGCAUACCCCUAUCGGAGGAGGGUCAGGGUGUCCCUAAGGCGGAAGCUUUUACAGUAGCAGUAACGACGGUGACUGCCAGAGCGGAUCGCAUGGCGACAGUCCUUCUCGAUGGAAUGGAAGUACUCGAUGCUGUGAUCGAUAACGGCAGUGAGGCUGUCAUCAUAGACGAGGACCUGGCAGUACAGGUUGGACUGGGCCUCGACAUGUCGUACCUAUUCGAGAUAGAGACGGCUGAUGGGAGAAAGCAACAGAUCACUGGGGUUUGUCACAAGGCAGCCAUAGAGGUCCAAGGGGUACGAGUGACCCUGCCUGUCUUUGCAGUCAAGAACUGCAGCUCCGACCUGCUCUUGGGUCGAACGUGGUUGAGCCACGUGCAUGCGGUGACGAUAGAGCGACCCGAUGGGAGCCAAACAUUGUCCAUUAAGAAGCCAGACGGGACGCGGGUAAUGAUUGAGACAGUGGAGCAUUGGGACCCGAGGAACAGAGCAGCUCUCGCUGUGGGAGCGGGACCCAAUGAUCAGAUUAAGUCAUUGCCUAUCUCCGGCCGCGCGGUGCGAUUUCGCGAGAAGAAAUAUGGACCACUGCUCACAGAGGAAGAAGGUCGGAUCGUGGAGGUGGAAGAUUUAGGGAGUCGGCUAAUAGUGGACGGCAACUCGUACCCAAAGGAAAAAGAUGAGGAAUUUGGCGGUGUGGUAUCCGAACGAGAGCGUGUGAUAGAAAUCCGGAAGACAUGUGAUAAGGCCAUAGCUUUUAGUGACGCAGAGCGCGGUAGGGUUGACCCUCGAUACGCUAAGCCAGCAAGGAUUUACACGAUACCACAUGUUCCCUGGAAUGACGCGGGAUGGAAAUACGCCCAGAAGGAGAAGGAAGAAGUUAUCGCUUUCCUGAAAGAAAAGAUGGUUUCCCAUGUUGCGGAGCCGUCUGAUAGCGUUUAUGUUAAUCGAUGGUUCUUCCUACGAAAGCCGAAUGGCAAGAUCCGAUGGAUCCAGGACCUUCAAAAGGUUAACGCGGUGACGAUACGAGACGUGGGCUCCGUGCCACACGCCGAUUUACUGGCAGAAGGCACCGCAGACCCGACCAUUGCACGAUGGUUAAUACGGAUUCGACUAUAUGAUUACACGGUUGAGAGGAUAUCUGGCACUAAAAAUGUCGUGGCAGAUGGACUUUCGCGCAUCCCUCUUGAGGCCGAGCGCCCGAUAGUAGCCGGGGCCCUGACUAUGGCAGAGCCAGGACGCACCGAGCAAUUUCUGGUUAACCUUUACGAGGGCAAAUACCGAAUGAUCGGGUUACAUUUGUCAGGAAAGGAGAGUCAAGAAUCAGAUAUCCGGAGACAAGCGGCCCAGUACUGCCUUAGAGCUGGCCAUCUGUUUCGGAGGCCGGGCGGCUCGGGGAUGCCCUUACGAGUAGUCUGUAACCCUGAGGAGAGACAGACGAUAGUUGCGGAGCUUCACGACGGGGUAGUUGGAGGACAAAGGGGAGUCAAAGGAACCUACAAAAAGGUACGCGGGUUGUACUGGUGGGAAGGACAGUUUAAGAACGUCGAGAGGUACUGUAUGACCUGCGAAGAAUGCCAAAAGAGAGCUCUUGUCAAAUACAAAGAGCCACUUCAUCCAUCCUAUCUAACCAGACCAGGAGAGAAGGUACACAUCGAUCUUGUGAAGAUGCCGAAAGGGGUCGGCAAUAUGAACUAUGUCGUGAACAUACGAGACGACUUCACGGGGUUUGUGGACGGUAGGCCUAUCAGGAGUAAGGCGGCAAAGGAAGUGAAGAACUUCGUCCUAGAGUACUUAUCUAGAGGACGACGUCGAAGAGGAGAACAGCGAGAGGGAGAGAGAGAGAGAGAGGAUCGUGAGGAAACUAUGCACGACUGCGAGGGUGGGGAGUCUCAACAAUACUAUGAGGAGGACGACGGGGGCGAUGGAAAAAACGAUCAUGCCUAUCCUGUACGUGAUGACGAUGGACGCCAAGAGCGGACGGCUGAUGUGGGGGUCGACGACGCAACAGGAGAUCGGUCGGAGGCCAGUGUCCAGAAAAGGAAGCGACAAUCUUCAACAAGUCCAACGGCGGCAGCGGAUAAGCGCGCUGCGAAGAAACUCACUGUCGCUGCAUCUCGACAGGCGCUCAAAGCUUCUCCUGAGGCAGUCGCUGAAAGCGCGAAGAAACGAAAAGGGUCCGCGUCGACAAGGGCGACAAAAGCGGAGAAACGUCCACCGAAAAGAAAGCAGAUGGUGGAUGAGGGUGACUCUGGAGAGGAUGCCAAAGGGGUUCCUCCAAGAGAUGUGUCGGAACAGACACAACCUUCUGCCGACACCCGUGAUGAAGUCAUCGACACAACACGGUGCUUCUUCUUGGAAUUCGAUGAAGAUGGGUUUGCAAAGAAGAAAAGGGAACACAUUGAAGUGGACGUCACGAAGAUUUUGCCAAUCCCUGAAGGUGACAUCCUCUUCAAUCAUAGAUCGUUGGACGAAACGUCGGUGCAGUCCAUAUAUGAUGCGAUCCAUCAUGCGGCCAAGGAAACCAACGGGAAGUGGGAUUUCAUGACUUUCAUCCUGGCUCCCAUUGUGCCCGACACGGAUGGGUCUCAAGGCAAACGGAUCACACCGGAGAAAUUCGACGUCGAACUGGCUCAUACAUACAACUAGAAUGGCCGGAUCCAUCCACCAGGGACCGUGUCCCCGAAUGACGUCGAGGGGAUGAAACGGAAAAAGAAAUGGGAAGAGUUCAUGAACGCCGCCUGCAAAAUGACACCUGAUUCCGGUCUCAUGAACUCGUCCCUGGAGAACGACUACUGCAAGGACUGGACGAACAAGAUGCGCGGAUACAUGAAUCUUGCGCAAUGCGGCGAAACAGUAUGGCCACUAGUACAAAAAUUCUUCAACAUGUACGAGAAGGGGCUAUUGCCGCGAGUCGACGGUGUGAGAUACAUCGACCUGCCGGGGAAAGUGGAAGGGAGGCUGCCUGGGCAAUACUUCCUCAAGGACAACUCCGACAAAAAAGUCCUAUUCCACUGCAUUAAGGCCGGGAAGGGGCCACAAGGCGCAACGGUGUCUAUACCUGACUUGACGCCGACAAUCUCCAAGCUGUUCGACGAUAUAACAGCGAGAGAGAAGCAAGUGGCGCUUCACCACAUGAUGCGUGGUGAUGUCAUCGUGACAUCACGUUCGGUACCUCGUGGUAGAUGCAACAUGGCGAACCUGGUUAAAUAUACUCGGCGUGAAAGAUAUAUAGUCCGUAUGUUUAACUACAUAUUGUUCAAGGCCGAGGGGAGGUCAAAAGAAGAGUGGAGCGCUGACUUUUUCAUCGGUUAUACGACCAUCUUGGAGCGGUACAACAAAAACGGCCUGAUGGACGAGAAAUGGGCCGAGGAACGCGACCGCAUCCCUGACGACAAGGCGAGGAAGGUGCCGAGGCGUUUGGGCGAUCCUGAUGAGAUUAAUGGUGAGAACGGUGUGGAACUGGAGGCAACCCAAGGCAUGUACAAGGAAACCCCGUUCCACCUCAAGUGUUUCAUCUACGAGGCAAUCGACUACUUGGACGACCUGAGAGCAGAGGUUAAUCGGAUAUCCUCCAGUGCUUGUCACAUAUUUUGGGAAGUGGGGAAGAGGAUUACCACGAUCCUGCCAUUUGAAAUAGAACCAAAGAGAGUGCUCACCGACAACGAGGAGGUUGAUGGUACGGCGAGGGGGAUGAAGAUACGGGCAACCAUUCUUGAAAUGUCAACAUCACCGAAAUGUGUUCCGUGGGAUGAUGACGCCUUUUCCAAACUGUACGCUUUUCUCAUGACAUGCUGUGGCGAAAAUUGGGCCUUGAUCAUUUUCGCGCCGAUGAAACACCAGAAACAGGUGAUGCAGAGUGUGUACAACUGGGAUGAUGUUGAGGUGCUCACAAGGUCAUGGUACAGACACUAUACACCUUCGACAACCUUGAGCAAGUACGACAACAUUGCAGUUCGGUACACUGACAUGAUGGCUAUUGUCCUCCACGCCGGGAACAACAAUUUGGACAAUAUAACGGUUCCGCCGAAAUUGCGAGCCGAGUUGACAAAUUUGAACGUUGAAGAGGGUGAAUUUGUGAGGUGCUCAGGGGAGUGUAUCGGCGUGGACGGCGACACCGACGCGAUUUAUUCUUGGAUGGAACGAGCGCCAGCACGUUCGAAAAGCCCCAAGUCGAGCACCGCAAGGACCGGGAUAUUUACUACAAGCUCGGGGGAGAAAGUGUGGGCUUACUUGUUCGGUGACGCUCCACGGACGGUGGUUGGUAACGACUACGUCAUCAGGAAAAGUGAACUCGAGAUAAAAAUGAACGAGUACCACAGAUCGCACAUGGGUGCUUUCCACGUGUUCGUAGCACGUUGUAAGCAUCUGUAUUUCAAUAUGAAGAAAAGUGCACUGUCAUGCAGGGACUAUGCGGACUUGGCACGUAAAGCGGGGAACUUCAACAACAUCGAUUGUGACGGAGACACGUCAGACUCCGACCUGGAUGUUCCGUCGCACGCGACACGACGUUCGGCGCAGGGAGCACGUGCCGAGGAACCACAAGGGAGCACCAAUGCAGAAGCGGAGAAGGCGAGGUCGCGUUUGGGAGCGACACAUGCUAGUGAGGGAGAUGUGGAACAUAGAAUGAAUGCAAGGGGAGAAAAGAAUGGUGUACCAACGAACCCGGUGGGUGCGAGUGAGGGAAUUGUUAACUCACGGGGCAACACAGGGGGAGGAGAGAAUGGGUGUGAAAUGACCCCGCCGACAGUUGGACCGUCAUCGACACAUGCACCGCAGGCCGAGCAGCGAACGCUCACAUCGAUGGACACAGAUGAAGAUGAAGACAUGGAUAUGACAGCAGCCAUGCCGAAGCUCGUGCCAGAAAAACCGUUACCUCAAGGCUUUGCUCAAGACCCUUCAGUGUUAUACAUGCUGCAAGACAAGUACAAGGAGUCAUCGGGGGAGGACUGGGGUCAUCAUAUUCUCUGGCAUGAGGGCGUGUUCAAACCGUGCGUGUUUGCGGGCAAGUGGCAAACAACUGUGAAGACAAGAGACCGCGGGUGGGUCGCGAAGGAAAGAAAGGACGUUGCGAUAUGGCACUGCGUGACGGAGACGCAACUUUUUCGGCGGGUUGCACAAGAAAAUGUGGGUGCAACCGAGGUGGCCGUAGCGGGAAAGGCGAAAACUUUGUUUGAGCAACUGCGUGCGAACAAACAACUAGAAUUCAGCACAAAGUUCUACGACCUUGCAUCAAGUGUGUCGUAUGGCUCCAUCGAUUGGAAAAUCAAACAAGUGUCAGCAGUGCAACGAAUCGAUAGCAUCACCUCUCUGAAGACUCAAGACGUCAUCACGUCUAACACCAUCGUUGCGAUGGCCAGAGGGGAUGCAGGUUGCGAAAUGGACACACCUGCGAACGCAGGUCACAUACAGAAUGAACAGUUGCGAGCAUGUAUUCAACAAAGCACACAGAGAAGCGCAAUGGGGGAUUCCACUAUGAUACGCAAGGACGGCGACGACAUGGAGUCGGGCACAUUGAUAGAGCCGCCAACGCGCGGGGUCGACGAUGGGGCAACAAUCGUUGGAUCUUUCGGGUCUUUCGUCGCGACAGUGGCGGCGAGGCAAGGCGUAUCUGAAAUGAUGGAGACCGAUGCGGACCAGGAUGUUGAAAGCCAGACCGUGAAGGUGGCGCCAGAGCAGGUGGCGCCAACAACAGAGGAGACGAAGAAAGGUGAGGGAUCUCGUGAACACAUUUCCGUAAUAGAUAUGAGAUCGGAGAGUACAGGCGAGGAUAUGAUCCAAGAUAACGACCAGAAAGAUGACGACGCUGCACCACGAGUGGAAGGUGACGACGAAGAGGACGCGCAACGACCGAGACGGUCAACGAGAGCAGUAAUUAAAAAAAUUGUGUUUGAUGCGUAGGAAAGCCUUAGACGGGUAUGGGCGUUUACACGUUUCAGGUUAUAUUGAUGUGUCGCCACAAAUCAUGAUGCGAUAUUCACCGGUCCUCACAUGGGGUGUCUACGCAUUUCUUGUUAAAUUGAUAGGUUGCCGCUGGGUACUAUGUUAGAAAACUAUGUUAGACAGGAAUGAGUGUAAACGCGUUUUGGGUUAUAUUGUUGUCUUAAUGGAAGUGUUAUUGUGACACUGCAAUUCUCGAAACUAUAGUGUCGAUAAUAGAGGGCGCCCCAUCUCGAUACGUGUGUGUGUGUGUGUGUGUGUGUGUGUGUGUGUGUGUGUGUGUGUGUGUGUGUGCAUCUGUGUGAGUAGGCAGAGGUCGACUCGUCACCAGCGUUAGGUUGUGUGUGUGGAUUAAAUUGUAUGUGCGUGCUUGGUACGGUUUUAUAAUAAAGACAUAUGAAAACA
This is a messenger RNA of Chara braunii, 7283 nucleotides long. The record is from the annotation of a GenBank genome assembly. Lineage: Eukaryota; Viridiplantae; Streptophyta; Charophyceae; Charales; Characeae.